Messenger RNA from Poecilia latipinna (sailfin molly), 2616 nucleotides. RefSeq names its product zinc finger and SCAN domain-containing protein 32-like. Gene Ontology annotation, biological process: regulation of transcription by RNA polymerase II. The transcript is spliced from 3 exons. Lineage: Eukaryota; Metazoa; Chordata; Actinopteri; Cyprinodontiformes; Poeciliidae. The coding region runs from base 496 to 1824 and encodes 442 amino acids. Gene Ontology annotation, molecular function: DNA-binding transcription factor activity, RNA polymerase II-specific; RNA polymerase II cis-regulatory region sequence-specific DNA binding. The record is from RefSeq and is a predicted model, not a curated record.
UGAUUUCUCAUCUUAUCGCGAGAUUUGCAACAUCUCUUCACAGGUGCCGACCUGCUACAUAAAUCGUGCGAUUUUUUUCCUUGAAAGUGAGGCUGCCAUACUUAUUUUAUUCUAGUCAACGGAAAGUUACUGGCCAGUAAAUUACAACCGCAUUGUCUAUUAAUCUGUUUUUCUUUUUAAUGUAGUGUUUAUACAUUAAAUGCAAGUGCUAGCUUAAAGGAUGCAAUGCUAGCUUCGUUGGGUCGUUGUUUACAUGUUAUUCAGAGAUAACGAGAAAGCGAAGCAGGGACUUUCCUGUCUCUUUUAAAGGUUUUUUUUUUUUUUUUACUAAAUUACGGUCGAAAAUAUCCAACACUUUAGCAGGCUCUUGUCAUUAACUCCAAAUUGUAUCCUGACAGUAUCUCAGGCAGCAUGUCGUGUUGUUUUCUGGAAGCUCCCAGGGGUGUGUCGGUCAGUCUCAGACAUUAAGUCGGGUUUAAUCAUAACAAAAGGAGCAUGGAGUCUGUGAGGAGCGCUUUUCACGCUCAGCUGGCUACCGUCAUGGACUCUCUGCUUGCUGCCGCCGUGUGCGAGAUCGCCAAGAUCUUCGAGAGCAGCCUGUGCGAACAGCAGGCGGAGCUGGCGCAGAAAGCCGAGGAGAUCUCCGUGCUCCGCUGCAGGCUGGAGAAGGUGGAGAGGAGGCACAAAGCUAAGGGUGGAGGCACCGAGGAGGGAGAGCUGUCAUCAGGAGACAGAGAGAGCAGCCUGAGGCAACAGAUCCCGACAGGAUCAGCACUGAGUGUGGGGAAGGAUCCAUGUCCAUCGGAAGCAGAGGAAGUACUCUGCUUGCUGAAGGAAGAGGUCACAGGUCAGGAAGGAGCUGCCGUAAAGCAUGAGCAUCUUAGAUUACACUCUCCUGCAGUCCAAGCCCAAAAUGGAAAUGUGUGCAUCUCCCAUCCUGACCACUUCUCUCCCAAGUCUGAAUCCAGUCUACUUCCAGCAGGUGAGUGGUUACCUGGACUGAACGCCACUCGAGGUGCUGCGUCAGGUCUGGACCAGCUGCAGGCAGACGGCACUGACUGCUCCGCUGCAGCCGGCAGCAGCAUCGGCAAUGACGCGUCUUCCUUCCAGCGCGGUUUUAGAUCAGACGAGACCAGCAACGAAGGCGACGACGCCUCGUUUGCUUAUCUGGACCAGGAGUCUGAGAACCAGAACUCGGAUCAGAGUCCGGGAGUAAAGGAGGCUCAGACAGAUCUCACUCCAGCCUCGUCUGGUGAAUCAUGGCAAACAAGAGACGACAGAGGUGCAAGAGGCCACAUCAACCACACACGGCGAGUCGCUAAUUUUACUACCAGAGAUCCUCUGCGACUGCAGUCCAACUCCCAGUUGCUCGCAGCACGACAGACCAACACUCACAGUCAUCCUGUAACUCCCAGUGGAGGCGGCGGACGCCCUUACUCCUGCCCCUACUGCACCAAGUGUUUCACCUACCCUUCCCAUCAGCGCAGGCACCUUCUACGGCACACUGGAGUCAGACUGCAUCCCUGUCAGUUCUGCGACAAGAGCUUCCUCACGCCGUCAGAGCUCACCGUUCACACUCGCACGCAUACGGGCGAGCGUCCCUUCGGCUGCGCUCAGUGCGGUAAACGCUUCGCCCGUAGCGGCAACCUGAGAGCCCACCAGCGAGACGUUCACAUGGGAAAGAGGCCCUUUGCUUGCGUCGAGUGUGGGAAAAGAUUUGCCCACAGAGGAAACCUGAGGGUGCACAAUCACAGAGUCCAUCAAGGGGAUCCGUACUACUCUGACGGUCAGCCGGAGCCUGACAUAGGCCAGAGUCCUAUUUAAAAGCAACACAAGUAGGAAAAAUACCUACAUUAAGUUAUUAUUCAGCACCUUGGCAGCAGUUUGGAACAAUUGAAGCUUUUUGGUCUUAUUCGUGCUUCUAUAUUUUUUAUGUAGAUGAUUAUGUCUAAUUCUGAGUCAGUCUGUUUUAGGUAAAAUAGAUUUUGUUCAGUGUAAUUGAUGUGAAUGAAUGAUUAUAAUAGUCUGAACAUAACUGUGGAAGUAAAACAAGCAAAAUGUGACUAUAUCGCUGUGUCUUUUCCUUUUCAAAGUUGACCAUUUCUGAACGCACUCUUUAUUUGAACUGAAGAAACGAUCAAAUAAUGUUUUAUAUAUGCUGCAGCUACAUCUAAAAAAAUUAAAAUAUCAUCAAAAUUGCAUUUAUUUCAGGAUUUCCAUUUAGUACUGGGGCACUCAAACACUAUAUAGACUUAUUGCACAAAGAGUGAUAUAGUUCAAGCAUCGUUUUCUGUUAGAUUUUAUUAUUUUGGCUUGUUACACAAGAGGAUUAUGGAAAUUUUGAGAUCAAAAUCAGAACUUUUUUUUUUUUUUAGCGGCAUUAAUUUCCUUCCAUAGUUUAUGGCUAAUAAAAACCCAAAAUUAACUUCCUCAAAAAAAAAAAAAAUUCAGACAAUUAAAAGAGAGCAAUAAAAACACUAAUAUCCAAACAUAUUAGUGGAAAGUUAGGUGGAAAGAAAAAGUGUCAGCAAAAACAGCAGCCUGAUGGCCUCCAAACCCACUGCAUUGAUCCAGUGACUCAUGCAAACGUCUAUGUAUAUACUUUGACAUUUCUGU